Molecule: messenger RNA, 1706 nt
Organism: Brassica napus (rape)
Lineage: Eukaryota; Viridiplantae; Streptophyta; Magnoliopsida; Brassicales; Brassicaceae
Product: early nodulin-like protein 3
Cellular component (GO): plasma membrane
Molecular function (GO): electron transfer activity
Source: RefSeq, a predicted model, not a curated record
AUGCUGAAGAUUUUAGAGGAGAGCAGAGAUAGAGAGUAUUUAUUUUACUUUGUUGUGGGAUGAUUGUGUUACAUGCAUCAGGUGGUGGCAACAUAUAUAUGUACGGAGGUUGUGUACUUGUGUUACACGCAGCAGAAGGUUCUUGUUACACGUAGAGAGCUGUUCGUCACCAUUAUUAUCUGUUUGAGAUUGGCAUCAAAGAUUUAGUGAUCGACUUGUUAUUAUAUAACGUUUUCAAAUAGUAUAGUUUUUUCUUUUUCUGAUGAACUGACAUAGGUUUUUUGGUUAUAUAUAUAGACUAAAAUCAGAUAUAAGUAAUAGUACGACACGUAUGAUUAGUGACUAAGCUAUUUUUAAAUGUUAUAGUUUUUUUUUAUGGAUGAGCUGGCAUAGGUUUUUUGGUUAUAUAUAUAUAAGCUAAAGCCAGAUAUAAAUUAUAGUGCGACACAUAGAAUUAGUGACUAGGCUAUUUUGACGAUUUUUUUCUUUAAAAAAUAGAGUUGAUAUCGUGUGAUCUGCUAGACUACAUAUGAUAUAUUCGAUCUUUACUUUAAUUAAUUCCAAAACUGAAAUAUGUUUUGGUUUGCUAACGUCUCACAUAAAGAUUAGUUCAUCAAAGUAAUUUUGUAUUUAGAGUUAACUAGUCAAAUUAGUGAGUAAAAUAAGAGGAAAAUCAAGGAAAAUCAAGAAUAUGAAUACCCUCUUUCCCAACUGUUUGAUUUACAGAUUUAUGGUAGUGUAACUAAAACCAUCAGAAUCAUUAGCAAAACAUUUAAUUUAUACUCUCUUUUGCUAUAGACUUUAAUUUCUUCCGGUCCCAAUAGAGAGACCAUUUUGAAUAACCGUUGGGAGUAGCAGCAAACAACAUUUACUUCUAACGGUUAGUUCUUCUUCUAUAUAUACAAACCCAAUCAUUCAUUCAUGCACAACAGAGUCCAAAUAAAACCACAUCAGUCUCAUACACAACUUAACUAUAAUGGCUAAGAUAACUCUUGUUGAUACUCCCCGUCUAUUAUCCUUCUUCUUGUUAUUGUUGGCUGAUCUCUGUUGCAAAGAGAUUCUGGUCGGAGGCAAACACACUGCUUGGAAAAUCCCUUCUUCACCCUCUGACUCGCUCAGCAAAUGGGCUGAGAGUUUGCGGUUUCAUGUUGGAGACUCUUUCGUGUGGAAGUACGAUGGGGAAAAGGAUUCGGUUCUGCAACUGACAAAGGCGUACAUUAACUGCAACACCACAAACCCAGCAGCCAGUUACAGCAACGGAGACACUAAGGUGAAGCUAGAGAGAUCUGGACCUUUCUUCUUCAUCAGUGGCUUUAAGAGCAACUGUGUCCAAGGCGAGAAGCUUCACAUUGUUGCCAUGUCAUCUCGUGGUGGUUUCUUCACUGGGGGAUCUGCUCCUUCUCCGGCACCCUCUCCUGCUCUUUUGGAAGCUCAAGCUGUUCCUCCUGCAAAUGGUUCUGCUUCUUCUUUGACUAGUCGGAUUGGGGUUUUGGCAUUUGUUGGAUUAGCAAUCGUUUUGCUCUGAGUUUACCUAUAUAGACUUUGUUUAGAUUCCAUCUCUGCUAGCUAUAGAUUCUUUUAGUCUAUGAGAUUGUUUUAAAAUCCUUUUGAAAUCAGUUACUUAACCACGAUUGACUCUUUAGGGAUUAUAAAAUAAAGACCAAGGACAAGAAAAAAAAGGAUCAUAUAUUCUCUUUCUACUUGUA